AUGCAACAACCAAGCUCUGAUUAUUCUCCAGACCUGCUCAAAGAAACCUGCGCCAGCGUGGAACCUCUAGACAGGGAAGCUGAUCUCCAUCAGGAAGAUGCUCCUUGGUCUGAGACCAGCCCACAAGAUGUCUUCAGUUCCUCUGAAAUGCAGACAGUGGCAGUUUGUAUGGACACCACCUUGCCUCCUGGGGACUACAUUCUCCAGCAAGGUUACACAGAGUCUUCCCUUCUGAGGCUUCCUACGGAGGAGAGCAUUGGGAUCCACCAUGUGCCUUUCCAGUUCGACCGCCAUGCUCGGGCCAGAAUUUCCACUUCUCCAACUUUAAGGCGCCUAAGGAUGGCCUCUGCCUCACAAGCACUGUCAUUUCAGGACUGUUCUGGCACAGCUCAGCUGGGAAAUCAAAAGGAAUACACUGGAUCUCUCCACCACAUUUGUAAGAGUCCACCUCGGUGCAUUACAAUUUCUUCACUGUCGCUGCCUUCUUGUGUCCAUGCAAAAUUAUUGUCAUCCAAAGCCAAGUCCGAGAGAACUGCAGCAGUUCCAGAGUCUGACCUACCCAGUCCAAAGCUUCCAAGCAGAGAGGAUCCCCUCAGCAAUGACAGUCCCAAUGAGCCACCCAGAAACUCUUGGAGAGCCAACUCUGCUACGCUUCCUACAAGACUCCCCCGCCCGAUCCCUACACUUUGGGCAGGUGUCCAGGAAGCCCUUCAGGAGUUUCCAGGGACAGAGAUGACGUGUGCUGUUGUUGCGUCUCGCAGAUCAGCCGAGCGCCGGCGCAGCUCCCUGGUGGUGAGCCUGCCGGGCCUCGAGGUGUUCCCUGGAGACCUGCUGGUGUCAGACAGUGCCAUGGACUACCUGCCCUACUCAUCCUUCCUGCUCUCUGCAGAGUCCAAAAAGUCAAGGUGGCCGUUUGCCAAAAGAGGAGUCGGUAAAGACAAACAGAAGCAAGCAUCUGAUCUGGAAAGUUGUCUUUCUGCUGUUAAGAUCACAGACCUCUGCACAGAUGAAUUUUUCUGCUUUAAGAGUAAAUCUUGGCAUGAAUUUAUAAAUGAGCAACAGACUGAGCAGAAAGAUGUCAACAGCCAGUUAGAAGCGAAAAAAGAAGCAGCAGUGUGGGAACUUUUCACAAGUGAAUGCACUUACUUUCUGGAUCAUUUGCUGGUUCUCAAGAUGAUAUUUAUGAACACUCUCAAAUACCUCCAGAGCAAUGAAUUUCUCUUGGAUGUGGAUUUGUGGAGACUUUUUGCAAACUUAGAGGAGUUAAACAAGAUAAGUCUCAGUUUUCUGAAAAUGUUUUUUGAAACUGUGAAGAAGCACGUCAGCAAGUCAGCCUCUCCUGUGGAUUUCAGCUCUGUGCUCAGAAUGUUUUUCCAGGAUGACCUCUGCCAGACACACCAGAUUUAUUGCCUUAAUUAUACCUCUGCCAUCUUCUACUUGGAAAAACUGAGACAGAGAGAAGAUUUUGGCAUCUACCUGAAGUGGUGUGAACAAAAUGAACAGUGCAAGAGGUUGCAUCUGCCAGAGCUGCUGGUCGCUCCUCUGCAUCGACUGACGCGGUAUCCCCUCCUGCUCAACAACAUCUGGAAGAGGAGCACUGAUGAAACAGAGAAGAGUUUUAUCCAGUCACUUAAAGAGAAGGUGGAAAAGUCUAUAAGGGAUCUGGAAGGUAAAGUCAAGUGGUUGGACAACUUUCAGAAGUUCAGGCAGCUGCAAGAGGUCAUAAUUUGGCCUCAGGUCUGGGAUCGUGACAAAAGGUUCUUUGUCCCAGAGUGUUUGAAGCAAAACUUAAGAGAAAACAGCAGUGAAAACAUUUUGUCUUCAGCGAACAGGCUUCUCCUUCAUGAAGGGAAGCUGAUGCUAGCAGAAAGCACAAGACUCCUUGAUGUCUACCUCUUUUUAUUUGAUGAUUUCCUACUAAUUACCAAAAUUAAACGUAACAAAAAGAAAUAUGGAGGCUCAGACACCAGCUUAAUGCCCGUCUGUCCUUCCCUCACUCCUGAGCUGCAGUUCUUCAUAAGAGAGGGGGGAGUUUGCACAGUCCUAGACCAGCCCAUCCCACUAGACAGACUCAUAUUGAAAAAUGUUGAACCCAUCCAAGUUACAGUCUUCAGCCUGCGAAAUGCUUUUCUAAUUCAGCAUGAGAACAGGUAUCGGCAGUGCAUAGCACUCUUCUUGCUACAAGCUCAGACAGAGACUGCCAAGAAAGCAUGGAUGUCACAGAUAGAAACAGCAAUCUCCAAUUACACCACACAACAUGAAACCAAGAAAAGCACUGCUUUCUGCUUUCCUGUUGAAUCCUCUGAAAUUUAAUAAUGUC
Messenger RNA from Serinus canaria (Common canary), 2320 nucleotides. RefSeq names its product pleckstrin homology and RhoGEF domain containing G7 (gene PLEKHG7). Gene Ontology annotation, molecular function: guanyl-nucleotide exchange factor activity. The record is from RefSeq and is a predicted model, not a curated record. The transcript has 15 exons. Gene Ontology annotation, biological process: Rho protein signal transduction. The coding region runs from base 1 to 2313 and encodes 770 amino acids. NCBI's taxonomy places the organism in Eukaryota, Metazoa, Chordata, Aves, Passeriformes, Fringillidae.